Messenger RNA from Puma concolor (puma), 891 nucleotides. NCBI's taxonomy places the organism in Eukaryota, Metazoa, Chordata, Mammalia, Carnivora, Felidae. The record is from RefSeq and is a predicted model, not a curated record.
AUGGCCUCACCGGAGCCGCUGCGGCCGCGCCUGUGCCGCCUGGUCCGCGGCGAGCACGGCUACGGCUUCCACCUGCACGGCGAGAAGGGCCGCCGCGGGCAGUUCAUCCGGCGCGUGGAGCCCGGCUCCCCGGCCGAGGCGGCCGCGCUGCGAGCCGGAGACAGGCUGGUCGAGGUCAACGGCGUCAACGUGGAGGGCGAGACGCAUCACCAGGUGGUGCAGAGGAUCAAGGCUGUGGAAACGCAGACGCGGCUGCUGGUGGUGGACAAGGAGACGGACGAGGAGCUCCGCAGGCGGCAGCUGACCUGCACUGAGGAGAUGGCCCACCGAGGGCUUCCGCCCAUCCACGACCCCUGGGAGCCAAAGCCGGACUGGGCACGUGCCGGCAGCGUCGGCUCCAAGGCUGGCCAGAAGGAUGUCACUGGACCCCCCAGGGAGCUACGCCCUCGGCUCUGCCACCUGCGAAAGGGCCCCCAAGGCUACGGGUUCAACCUGCACAGUGACAAGUCCCGGCCGGGACAGUAUAUCCGCUCUGUGGACCCGGGCUCGCCUGCUGCUCACUCCGGCCUCCGCGCCCAGGACCGACUCAUCGAGGUGAACGGGCAGAAUGUGGAGGGGCUGCGCCACGCGGAGGUGGUCUCCAGCAUCAAGGCGCGAGAGGACGAGGCCCGGCUGCUGGUGGUGGACCCUGAGACGGACGAGCACUUCAGGCGGCUACGGGUCACACCUACCGAGGAGCAUGUGGAAGGUCCACUGCCGUCACCCGUCACCAACGGGACCAGCCCUGCCCAGGUGAGAGGCCGGGAGCGGACAGGGAGGGAGGAGGCCCAGGUCUCCAGCGGGUUUUCCAGCAGCUGGCUGCAGCUGGCUCCCACGACCCAUCUCCUCUGA